This is a messenger RNA of Metarhizium acridum CQMa 102, 960 nucleotides long. RefSeq lists its product as uncharacterized. NCBI's taxonomy places the organism in Eukaryota, Fungi, Ascomycota, Sordariomycetes, Hypocreales, Clavicipitaceae. The record is from RefSeq and is a predicted model, not a curated record.
AUGGCGGGUAUUGAGGGAGGAAGGUAUGAUGCCAUAGUGCCUCGUGUUUAUGCAUGGAAGAGCAUUAAACUGGUGGCUGGAGGUGCUCCCGAGAGAGGAUAUGGGUGGAUAGUCAUGCAGUACAUGGAGGGUGAGGUGUUGGAUAGGGUAUUUGGAGACAUGGAGUGGCAUGAGAAGAAGAGGGUCAUAGGCGAGAUUGCGUGCAUUUUUGCGGCUUUCCAGAGGGCGAAAUUGCCCCGAAGAGUCGAGCUCCAUGGAGGAAUGACAGUUCGGCAUGGAGAUAUUGUUUCGGGACAGGCUACGAUGCACAAGGGCGAGCCGUCGGGAUACGUUGGCCUUUGGAAGGCCAGAAUCGACCAUGCGUUGGAGGAGGCUGACGAGAGCAUGCUCAUCAACGGUUGGAAAGGAAGCGUCCGCGAAAGAAUUGAAAAGUUCAAAAAUGACAAGUUGGAGACUCUUAUCCACAACGGAGAGGUCGAUACGACUUUGCUUGGACUUGUCCACAACGAUUUCACCAUGAGCAAUAUGCUCUAUAACCCGCAUACGAAGCGCAUCACAGCGCUCCUAGACUUUGACUGGUCGUCCGUCACCCACCCCGCGCACGAAUUCUUCACGUCCUUUCAUGACGUACACGGCAGGGUCGAUGAAACUUCCGACAAGCUGCGCAGGGCUAUUCUUAGCGGCGACUUUAGUAAUCGUCCUGAUAAAGAUGAGGAUCAAGAAGCGUGGAAGUUGGCAAAGACGUGGGAUGAAGCUCUCAAGGGGCAUGGUGGAAUGAGACCUUGUGAUGUCAAGGGGAUGGGCCUACUGCAAGGGCUCUGGAAAUUUGUUUACUGUAUUUGCCCGUUUGAGUUGGGCAGCAAGGUUAUUCUCUUUCGAAGAUCAAAGAAGGAGAGUGAGGCUGCAAAGGUGAGGGUUGAGGGACAAAUUAGCAAGAUGUUGAGCGGCUGGGGAGUCUGA